AUUGGAGUUCCACUGGCUUCCAGACCGUGGAUUCCGUAUCUCAGGGUCCUUUAUCCAAUGCCAUCACCGAAUCCGUAGCCAUUUUGGCCCAAGCUCCCCAUCAAGUGGUUCUGUCGCGCCGGCCCGCAUGUCCGGGUGCGCAGGUGCUGCUGGAGGACACUGGGAUAUGGCUGCGGGGGCCGCCACCGGCGGGCGGGGUGGCCCGUGCGAUAUCUUCGUCGGGAAAAGGCCUCUUGGCCAGGGGCCUCUGCGGCUCGGCGUGAGGCGAGGCGGCGCGGGCGCGUUGCCCUGGCGGGGCCUCUGGCGUGCCCUGGGCCGCCCCGACGGGCCCUGGUGCGGCGCCGCACUCGGGGCGCUCGGCGACGAGGUGGCAAGGAGAGAGCGCCUCUCUCGGCCUACCCUUGGUCGCGGGGGUCAUCGGAGCGCGGGCGAGGCCUGGGCAGGUGCUGAUGCGCAGCUGCGCCCAACACGCCGCCAACCUGCCCGAGGACGGGGCGCCCCUGUCCGCGCGGCGUCCUGCUGAGCAGGGGCCGCGCCUCGGGGAGCAGCUCGAGGGGCCGACCACGCUUCCCGAGGUCCCGAUGGGCCUGGACGUGGUGGACCUCGAAGCGGACUUGCUCGCGCGGGCGGCGUUGCGGGCGCCCGACGAGGACGGCGACGACUGCGCGUUCGGCGGCGGCAGCUUCGUGGAGGCGCCCGCGGCAGGCGAGGGUCGUGCCGCAUCCUCGGCAGCUGAUGCCAGAUCGGCCGCGCUGGCGGAAUGUGCAGGCGAUGGGCCAGGCGAUCGGUGCAACGAGUGCCUGGCCCCAGGAGAUUGGCUGGUGCACCAGCAUGCCGGAGUGGAGGCCUUCGUGGAGGGCCUGGCUUCGGGCUGGCGGCUGGCGGAGCAGCGCGUGCGGCAGCAGGUCCAGGACGUCCGGGACGAGCUGAAGGAGCUGCUCGUGGGCUCCCUCGCCAACAUCAGGGGCACCCUGCAGUUCUCGGAGCAGGUGCGGGCGGGUUCUCGCUCCUGCAGGUCGGUCCAGAAACUGCGGGGCCUCAUGUCAGACUGGCGCUCGCAUGACGCAGCCGCCACCCAGCACUUGGCGAAGCUCAUGGACACCGUCAAGGCCUGGGCCGGCCUCCUUCGCUCUGGGCGCGACGGCGUGGUGGCCUCGGACGGCUUCGCGACGGUCGAGAGGACCGAAGCGGAUCGGCAGUCCGAGAGCGUGCCCAUGAGCGACUGCGAUGGCGAGGCCGACGCCGUGGCUGAGGCAGAUCCACUGCAGCGGCGCCGAAGCCAGCGCGAGCAGGACGUAGACGACCUGAUGAAGGCCUUCUGCACGGAGAGAAGUUGGCUCGAGCGGUCGCAUUCCGCGUGCGACCCGUGAAGCGGCUGCUGGAGCGCCUCGAUGCGCGCGGCGACCGCGCGGGCGCGGGCUUUGGACCCCAGGCUUGCGGGCCUGCGAGGGGCGCGUGGAAAGCCGCCGCUUGCUCGAGGGUCCUGCCCGCUAACCCUGUGCUAGCAUUGUUUUGUGCUUUGAUUCUGUCGUGCAUGACUCACGGGCCUCGCUGCCAUUGACGAGAGAAAAUGCCAUGACCGAGUUCCCGUAUGUCAUGUAUCGCAAACCCCCGCGGCGGAUCCAGGCCAUCUGCGAGUAGUUAUUUUGCGGGUAGCGGAGCGCGCUUGUCCAGCACAUGCCAUUGUGAAAGAUAAGUAGGCAGACAGCUCAGCCAGCGGGGCACUGAGACGAC
Molecule: messenger RNA, 1734 nt
Organism: Prorocentrum cordatum
Lineage: Eukaryota; Dinophyceae; Prorocentrales; Prorocentraceae
Source: the annotation of a GenBank genome assembly